Molecule: messenger RNA, 1042 nt
Organism: Rhizophagus irregularis DAOM 181602=DAOM 197198
Lineage: Eukaryota; Fungi; Glomeromycota; Glomeromycetes; Glomerales; Glomeraceae
Source: RefSeq, a predicted model, not a curated record
AUUCUCUACAAUCUUCGCCCUUAACUUAUUCCAAAUGGCUACAUGUUUGACGGCUGAUUGUCUGUCAAAAAUUUUUUCAUAUUUUGAUGCGGAUCCGCAUUCUUUACAUUCAUUUCUUUUGGUAAACCGUCAUUGGUGUAUCAAUGCGGUACCAAUAUUAUGGCGACGUACUUUUUAUGUUACUGCACAUGGACAUUUUACGUCAAAAAGUAGAUGUAGAUUAAUAUCUACAUAUCUAUCUUGUUUAACAUCAGAUUCGCUGAAUUUAGAUGACAGUGUAUCAAUCACAUCUCAUAAAUCUGGUAGACGUGCAUCAUCAUCAAUAAUAACAAAAAACACCUCUCCUUCUACACAUCAAAUAUCACCAACAUUUGAUUAUGCAUCAUUUUUGCGUGGAUUUGAUUACUUUCAAGUCUAUCAUGCAAUUGGAAAUUGUUUUAUAAGAAAACAACGUAAUUUAAGUAAAUUUGUAUUAUGGGAUGGAACGAAAGAGCAAUUGCCAAAUGUCAUAAAAGCAUUAUCCGUUAAUUGUGGAAAAUUAAAAUAUUUGGAAUUUAGAUAUUGUGAUUUUGAAAAUUUAAGACCAUUGGAAUUACUUACUGAUGCUUGUUCAGAAUUAACCACUUUAAAAUUUAUUCAAUGUGGUGAAAUUUCAAGCUACGUCAUACCGUCAUCUUCAUUUUCAGAUUUAAAUGUUUUAGAUUUACAGGGAACUCAUUUUCCAGCCGAUACAUUAGAAACUCUUUUUAGUCGCGCAAAUAUUGACUUACGUUCAAUUAAUAUUGAAGCAAAUUCGCUUCGAUAUCCUCGUAUGAUAGAAAAGCUGGCUUCUUACUGCCCAUAUUUAACAAAAAUUUGUGUGAGAUUAUCCAAGGAUGGAAUGAGUCAACUUAAUUCUUUAUUUCGUUCUUGUACACGUUUAGAAACAAUAAUAGUACAAGGUCAACUUCCGGAUCGUCUUUAUACGUUUACACAGGAUUAUAAUGAUAAUUUAUUGAUUGAUCUCCGUGAAGUUAUACCCACUAGUUUGAAAAAAUUGGUG